Molecule: messenger RNA, 3139 nt
Organism: Priapulus caudatus
Lineage: Eukaryota; Metazoa; Priapulida; Priapulimorpha; Priapulimorphida; Priapulidae
Product: tetratricopeptide repeat protein 27-like
Exons: 24
Coding region: 32-2614 (860 amino acids)
Molecular function (GO): protein binding
Source: RefSeq, a predicted model, not a curated record
CGAAACCCCAUGAGCGCUGUACACAGAUAAUAUGCUUUCUAUGCCGAGGUAUCCCGCAUCGUCGCAGGCCUUCGCCAGCCCAGUCAGGGGUUCAAUGAGAAAUGAUUCGGGAACUUCUCGCUUACCAGCGAGAACAAGUACCCAGCUAUGGAUGCGAAGUCCAUACAGUUCUUCCAACUCGGACACUGGGGAACAUAAUAGUGUCAUGCAAAAGCUAUCAGAAGGAGACUACACUGGUGUGCUAGUAGACACUUACAACAUCUUGGUGCCUUACCUAUCAGCUGAUGCUCCGAUCACCGAUAAGUUGAAUCAUGGAUUGCAACAAUAUCUUGAUGCAGAUGGUGAUGAGAGACCUAUGAGGGAGAGAAGGCUUAUAUUCGCUGCGAUAGCUGCAAUGAAUUUGUUUAUACAGAACAACUGGACAGGUCCCCCAUCCCAGUCACGCCCAUGUGACACAUUACCUAUAUUGUUUGGUCCUAACACACUGGCUGGAGAUAUCCGAUGUCAAGUGUUGAAAUUACUGGCUGUGGACGGAAACCCCAUCUAUCAGCUUGUAGUCUUUCCCGAGUACUUCUAUUUUGCAAGGAUGGUAUUAGUCUCAAGCCAACAGCUGUUAAAGCAUACAUGCUGUGAGCUGUUGUCGGUCAGGUGUUUGUGGCUUCAUCAACAGCUGCUUGAUGAGCAAGCAUCCGUCAUCAAGAAUGAAAUCUUAGCCCUCAUAGAAUCUGUGUCAUCAAAGGAGUCGAUAAUGACUGGUGGCGAGAGCAGGCAAAUUGAGGAGUUCCACAUAGAGGCUGGCCAUAUAUGUCUGUACUAUUAUGAGUACAAAAAAGCUAAAAGCCAUUUUUUGGCUAGCACCAAAUUGCUUGGAAUGGAGCUAGACUUUACUGGUGCGCUGGGGAAAAGAACAAAGUUUCAGCAGUUUGAUAUUACACAGUUAGUGCUUAAUAUUAAGCAUUUAGCAGCAUCUGCUGGAAGAGUCAGUGACCUGGAACAAUGUGCAAAUCCUGAGCGAUUACCAAAAGAUGUUAUCCUAGAAGAUGACACUCUGUUGAGUGCUGUGAAGCUCACCGAUUCAUCUGAAUCUCUUGUCACGAACUUGACUGGCACUGAGCAGGCGCUUUUGCUAGGGCUGUGUGCCCAAGUUAAGAAAACAAGUCCUGCAGACAAGCUACGCAGUGAAGAGUUGGGAGCAUUUCUAACUUGUGUUUUGUCGUCGCCAAAGGUGUGGGCGACCCAGUUCAUGGGCUUGUUGCUACGGUCACAGCUGGAGAGUGACAGCAGACGCAGGGCAGAGCGGAGCAUGAUGCAGCUACAGGCACUCGUUGAUGCAGUAGGAGAUGAAAUAUGUCCCGUUCAAGAGAAGCUGAGACUGUUCCAUGCAGUCUGCCUUCCACCGAAAUGGUUGGUGGAGAAGGUGUUGGCGAAUCUGCUUCUCAAACUUGGCUCUGUGGCGUCUGCUUUGGAAAUCUUUGAGAGACUUCAGUUGUGGGAUGACGUCAUUGCCUGUCUGCAGCAGCUGGGAAGGAGAGAACAGGCAGAGAAGAUCGUGCGUAAACAGUUAGCUGAGGAUGAGACUCCCAUGCUGUGGUGCAUUCUGGGAGAUCUCACUCGCGACGCGCAGUAUUACGAUAAGGCAUGGGAGAUGUCCGGUCACAGGAGUGCGCGCGCCCAACGAUCUCUUGGUUUCCUGCAUCUAGCAAAAAAAGAGUAUGCUGACUGUGUUCCCUGCUUCCAAAAAUCGGUUGAGGUCAAUCCACUACAGAGCUCAGUGUGGUUCUCUCUGGGUUGCUCAGCACUCUUCACCCGGCAGUACGAGCUGGCUGCGACGGCUCUGAGACGCUGUGUGACACUCGACCCUGAGAAUUCAGAGGCCUGGAAUAAUCUGUCUUCCGUUUAUAUCAAAUUACAUCAAAAGUCAAGGGCACAUAAGACAUUGCAAGAGGCUUUGAAAUUGAGCUUUGAAAACUGGAAGAUAUGGGAAAAUUACCUAUUGGUCAGCAUAGAUUGUGGAGAGUUCGAGGAAGUCAUCAAUGCCCUGCAUCGACUCACGGAUAUUAAAGAAAAGUACACAGAUACGGAGGUGCUGAGGAUUCUGAUAACGGCAAUCACUGAUGGGACGAAUAACAGUCAGGGCGAAUCUGCCUCCAGACUCAAACCUAAGGCCUUGGAACUUAUGGGCAAAAUGACAUCACAAGUUACAAACAACCCGGUCAUGUGGGGGCUGUAUGCACAGCUGACACAGAGUGGGGAUGAGGGCGAUGCACCAGAGAGUAAGGAUAAGGCACUGAACUUUCUACAAAAGGCCCACAGAUGUGCCACACAUACGUUGGGAUGGGAGAAGGGUGCUGAAUCCAGGACGCAGGUGUGCCAGUUUGCAGGCAGGCUGGCUACAGCCUACUUGGACUGCAGCACCCUUAGGCCGGCUGAUGCAAUGCAGUUGUUGUCGUCUGCUAAACUCAUGCUCAGGGGAGUCAUUGCCAAAGUCAGACAACAUGGAUCUAUAAUCGGCGAAACGGAAGAGAAUCUAGCUGCCAGUCUGGAAGAUCUGGAGCAGCAGCUUAAGGAGAUCUUAUCUCGGCUGGAACGUCUCAGGACUAACCCCACGAGCUGAUGUCUGCACUUCGCCGCUGUCAUGCUCCACCGGAGUGCGGAUUUCCCCACGAUUGACAGUCUGUGUGUAGGUGGACAAUCUCAGCGUUUGCGAGGUCGCAGGUAAUGUAAUGUUCGCUGCCGGGGGACAAUGCUGGCAACAUUCCAUCUGAAACUCGUAUAAGUAAAGAUUAUAAUUUACAUCAACGUCUGCAAUGUCAAUCUGCAAUGGCAGUAAAUGUUGUCAUCAGCACCACUAGCUAUUCUAUACUGUCUGGGGACGCAGCCUAGAACAUAACAAAUGACAUAAUGAAAGUACAGAAAUAGGUCUGAGCUAUGUUUGUAUGCUGCAAUUUCGUAUUUUUGAAGAGCGGGAAAAAUUUAGAAAUUAAAAAUAUUUAAUUUCAUCAUGUUCUGAAGUAAUGUGCUGCAAAAAAAGUUACUUAAUUCAAUCAGGUGCUUUCUGUAUCGUACUGAAAAAAUCAUUUUGUAUCAUAGUGAUACCAUUUAGUUGAGAAUAAAUGAAAUUAUACUCUAUAAUGAAGAA